Molecule: messenger RNA, 985 nt
Organism: Pantherophis guttatus
Lineage: Eukaryota; Metazoa; Chordata; Lepidosauria; Squamata; Colubridae
Gene: PSMA7
Product: proteasome 20S subunit alpha 7
Biological process (GO): ubiquitin-dependent protein catabolic process
Cellular component (GO): proteasome core complex; proteasome core complex, alpha-subunit complex
Source: RefSeq, a predicted model, not a curated record
GCUGAGGGAAGGUGACGGUGCUGUUUUGAAGGGGGAGAUCUCGCGCGGCUGCUGCUUCCUUUCAUUCUCGGCUCCGGUCGGCGCUUUUUUUGUCGUCUCGCCGCUGUCAUGAGUUACGACCGGGCCAUCACCGUUUUCUCCCCGGACGGGCACCUGUUUCAGGUUGAAUAUGCCCAGGAAGCCGUGAAGAAAGGCUCCACCGCGGUUGGAGUGCGAGGAAAAGAUAUUGUAGUUCUUGGUGUGGAGAAAAAAUCUGUGGCGAAACUGCAAGAUGAGAGAACUGUCCGAAAGAUCUGUGCCCUUGAUGACAAUGUCUGCAUGGCUUUUGCAGGUCUUACCGCAGAUGCCCGGAUAGUUAUAAAUAGAGCCCGAGUGGAAUGUCAAAGCCAUAGACUCACAGUGGAAGAUCCAGUCACUGUGGAAUAUAUUACACGUUAUAUCGCUAGCUUGAAGCAGCGAUAUACCCAGAGUAAUGGCCGCAGACCUUUUGGUAUUUCUGCCCUUAUUGUAGGGUUUGAUUUUGAUGGAACUCCGAGGCUGUAUCAGACUGACCCUUCUGGCACUUACCAUGCUUGGAAGGCUAAUGCAAUUGGCAGAGGAGCAAAAUCCGUGCGGGAAUUUCUGGAGAAAAAUUAUACUGAUGAAGCCAUUGAAACUGAUGAUCUGACAAUUAAACUUGUUAUCAAAGCCCUUCUUGAAGUUGUACAGUCUGGUGGAAAAAAUAUUGAGCUGGCUGUUAUGAGAAGAAACCAACCUCUCAAGAUACUGAGCCCUGAUGAAAUUGAAAAAUACGUUGCUGAAAUUGAAAAAGAGAAAGAAGAGAAUGAGAAGAAGAAACAGAAGAAAACUACAACAUGAUGAAUGAAUUUCUUUAGUUUUGGUUUUUAAAUCAAUCAUGAGUCUGUAUAAAUAUGUAAGCAUUCUAUUUCCUUGUUCUCUGCCCCUUUUAAGAGGUCUACAAUAAACCACCUGUUUUUUUAAGCUU